Messenger RNA from Drosophila willistoni, 1156 nucleotides. It is a transcript of the gene SPARC, whose product is annotated as SPARC. Gene Ontology annotation, molecular function: protein binding; extracellular matrix binding; calcium ion binding. NCBI's taxonomy places the organism in Eukaryota, Metazoa, Arthropoda, Insecta, Diptera, Drosophilidae. The record is from RefSeq and is a predicted model, not a curated record. Bases 94 to 1002 code for a protein of 302 amino acids. Gene Ontology annotation, biological process: anatomical structure development. The transcript has 3 exons.
CAGUCAUUCGCCAGCAACCAAAGCGCUUGGUCUGUUCGAAAAAAAUACAGUGAAAUAUUAACCCAAUAAAAUAAAAACAAAUUUGCGUACAAAAUGCGUUCCCUGUGGCUAAUGCUCUGCCUGGGGCUGUUGGCCUUUUCGCAAGUCCGUGCUCAAGACGAAAAUCUUGACGAUUUGGAUUUGGGUGACAUAGCCGAAUUCGAUGAGAACGACGAGGAGUUUUUACGUUUGCUAGAGGAGAAGUCAAAGAACCAAGACGUGGAGCGUGAAAAUGAGCUGGCCAGCAAAUUGGCUGAAGUCCAGCACAAUCUGUUGAACCCCGUUGUCGAGGUUGAUCCCUGUGAGACCAUGCACUGCGGAGCCGGUCGCAUUUGCCAGCUGAACGAGGACAAGCCCGAAUGUAUUUGCAUUCCAGAUUGCCCCAAAGAGUUGGAGAUUCGUCGCCAUGUGUGCACAAAUAAGAACGAGACCUGGUCAUCGGACUGUGCCGUUUAUCAGCAGCGUUGCUGGUGCGACAUUAAAGAUCCUGGCUGCCUUCACCCGGAUAAUGCCCAUCUGCAUAUAGACUACUAUGGUGCCUGCCACGAGCCACGAACCUGCGACGGCGAGGAUAUGAAGGACUUCCCUCGUCGCAUGCGCGACUGGCUGUUCAACGUGAUGCGCGAUCUGGCGGAACGGGACGAGUUGACCGAACACUAUAUGCAAAUGGAACUGGAGGCAGAGACGAACUACUCUCGUCGUUGGUCAAAUGCCGCCGUAUGGAAAUGGUGCGAUUUGGAUGGCGACACUGAUCGCUCCGUAUCCCGCCACGAGCUGUUUCCCAUUCGUGCUCCGCUGGUGACCCUGGAGCACUGCAUUGCUCCGUUCCUGGAGUCGUGCGAUUCGAACAACGACCAUCGCAUCACUCUGAUCGAGUGGGGAGCCUGCCUGGAACUGGAUGCCGAUGACCUCAAGGAGCGAUGCGAUGACGUCCAGAAGGCAGUCCCUCAUUUGCUGGGCUAGAGCCACAUAUACAUAUGGAAUGAGAAUGGAAAAAAUUGAUGCCCCAGUUACAUUCAAAUUUUUGUUUAACAUAUUUUCUGUGCACAAAGUUUAUUUUGCAACAAUUAUUUUGUAAUAAAAUGUCUCUAAUAAAAUUUUGGAAAUAACAUUUUAA